Molecule: messenger RNA, 1056 nt
Organism: Ectocarpus siliculosus
Lineage: Eukaryota; Phaeophyceae; Ectocarpales; Ectocarpaceae
Source: the annotation of a GenBank genome assembly
AUGGCGGGGGAUGGCGCGGCGACGGACGAUUCUUGCGGCGAAGAGGAGGAGAGGGCUCCGUUCAGCAGAACACCGAAGGCUCCGCUGUCCUCCUCGACGAGGCUGUCCUUGGCAGAGAAGGCCUUGGCGGAGGUGACCGCUCAGCGGGAUGAUGCCCUCGAGCUGCUGGAGUUGUCCAGGCAGGAGAACGCCAAGCUCACGGCCGAGCUGGACCGGGCGCGUUCGUACAAGGCGCUGUACGCCGCUGCUCACCAUGAGCACCAGGGCAUGAAGGCCUCCUUGGCGGCCUCCACCCAGAUCUGCAUGGGUCAGCAGAAGCUCAUCCAGAUGCUACAGCAGGCCUCCUCGGCGCCGCCCCCCGCCCUCGACCCUGAAGACUUCCUCGCCGGCGUGGGCGUGGGCGGCGGCAGGCCCCCACCACCACCGUCCCCGCCGCCACCAUCGCCGCCGCCACCAUUGGGAGGGGGUACUGGGCGGCGGAGGGGGGUCAGGAAGGUUGGUGGUGGUGGUGCUGUGGCUGCGGCGGCUGGCGGCGGCGUUGUUGCGGAGACGGACAAGGAGGAGGUGGAGGAGGAGGAGGGGGAGGGAGAGGAGACGGAGGAGCUCGCUGCGGCGGCGAUUGCUCUCGCGCAGACGAGCGGUGGGGGCGGCGGUGGUCGGCACGGCCGCUGGGAUUAUCACGCCGGGGGGGGAGGUGAUCGUGGAGACGCGGUGGGCGGGGGCGCCGAUCUCAGGCGAGAGCUUCAGCACGAGGAGGGGGCCGCGGGCCACCGCGGGGGCGGGGGGGCGCGAGGUUAUUCUUCGCAAUCCGGCAGCAGAAGCAAGCUGAAGCACCGUCAAGAUAGCGGGGGCAUCGGGGGCGGCGCAAGGAGGUCGGGCGACAUCGACAUGGACGCGAUCAACGGCGGCACGAGCAGUAGCGUCGGGACGGCGGCGGCGGUAAGGUCGGCGGCCGCGGCAGCUGCGGCGGCGGCGGCGGCCCUCUACCAGCCGUACGCGAGGUCGUCGGCGUCGUUCCCUGACCCUCACCAGCAGCAGCAGCAGCAGCCGGCCGCU